Molecule: messenger RNA, 3505 nt
Organism: Daphnia carinata
Lineage: Eukaryota; Metazoa; Arthropoda; Branchiopoda; Diplostraca; Daphniidae
Product: NADPH oxidase 5-like
Exons: 19
Coding region: 189-3452 (1087 amino acids)
Biological process (GO): superoxide anion generation; defense response
Cellular component (GO): NADPH oxidase complex; plasma membrane
Molecular function (GO): calcium ion binding; superoxide-generating NAD(P)H oxidase activity
Source: RefSeq, a predicted model, not a curated record
AAGUGCAUUGGUACUCGGUAAAGUAAUCUACAAAUCGUCUUUUAAUUGUGUUGAUAACGACGUGUAAAAAGAAGGAAAACUUUUUUAAAGUUGGCAUUACCUUUGAGUCGAUGAGUAGUUGUGGACAAAACGGGUCAAAUUCAUUUUCAGAGCUAUCUUCUAGCAUCUUAAAAGCAUCUUGAUAAACGAUGGCAUCGUCCUCCAGGCCUAGACCCAGUAACUUACAAUUGAAUGUGGGUGAUCAAAAAGGCGUGGUUGGAACCCCUAAAAUCCAAUGGAGAUUUCAAGUCAAUGGCUCCGAUCAAUCGCUCAACAUCGUUAGGAAUAGCAACGCGUCAUCAUCAUGUCUUGAUUCUCCAUCAUCAGCAAGUGGCCGACUGUCGCCCAGAACCAAUAAUCGACCGCAAGCCUUGGCAAAUCUGCAAUCUAUGUGCUCACGUGCGGCUACGAAGCGCAAUGCAAAAUUUACAAAGGAUAGCUUUUGCGAAUUAUUCGCGAAAUAUGAGAUGCAUCAACUGCUUUUCCAACUGUUUGAUGACAAAUCAAAGGGAAAGCUGGUUCAGUCGCAUUUCGUCGAUUUCCUCAACGAAAAACUGGGGAGAGAAGGCCAAGAUUUCGUACACUUGGUUGAUACGUUAGUCUAUGUUAUAGCAGGGGAAGCCGAUUUGGAUAUCCAGCUCUUUUCUCGGGUAUUCCAAACCCAAAAGCUUCUUUCCAAGCUUUUCAAAUUAAUCGACGUUGAUCGGUCCGGAAGUGUUUCCGUUGAGUGCAUAGUAGUUUUCAUCAUGGAUUUAUCCUUGCCAAGACCAAAAAGUAGAAAUCUCAGAAAAGUGAGAUUUGAAAGUAUCGAGGAACUCUUCAGCAAUGUCAAUGGAAGAACAGAGCUUACCAUUGAAGAAUUCAAGAAGUUAAUCCCAUCAAAAGACGCGUUCUUCGCUGAGCGUGUGUUCCACAUCUUGGAUAAAGACGGUUCCAAUGGUAUCUCGACGUCUGAAUUGAGACUAGGGCUAGAGCAGUUGUGCAGUCAAUCAGUCGAAGAUAGGGUCCGUUUCCUCUUCCAAAUCUACGAUCGAGAUGGUGACGGACUGAUCCAACUGCAUGACUUGAAAGCAGUCUUGAAGGCUUGCACAGAAGAAAACAAAAUGAAUUUUAGCGAAGAACAGCUCGAUCAGCUUGCUUUAGCCCUCUACGAAGACGCUGUAGACUCUGUGAAUAGCAAUACGCCCAGCGCUAGUAAUGGGCUUGAGUUUGAACAUCUAAAGGCUCAGUUAGAGAAACAUCCAGGACUUAUAGACGAGCUUUCUUUCAGCUUAGAGCGAUUUUUGCUGCCAUCAAGCACGCAAAGGAGCAGGAAGACGCGAUGGUCUUCUAAUGUAAUCCGGUCUUACAUUCGAAAUAAGGCUGCGUUCAUGUCCUUCCUCGGUGCAUACAUCUUCGUAAAUCUCGUAUUGUUUACCACUCGCGCCUUUAAGUACAGGAAUGAAAACCUUCCCUACAUGGUCGCAAGAGCUUGCGGCCAGGUGUUGAAUUUCAAUUGCGCCUUCGUUGUCGUCCUCAUGUUGCACCAUUGUAUCACGUGGUUGAGGCAAUCUAGGAUGGCUAUUUUUCUACCACUUGAUCAGCAUGUUUACCUACACAAACUCUGUGGCUUUGUAAUAGUCUUAUUCAGUGGUUUGCACACUGUCAUGCAUCUCAUCAACUUUUCUUCUAACGUAGCCGAUCAAGUAGUUUCACCGGUUACUAAUGAAACACACUCAGCUAAAGAGUGGUUAUUUACAAUGAUUCCUGGAUUAUAUGGUCUCAUCCCCGGUAUUGCUAAUCUCACCGGUUGGGCGUUAUUAAUAAUAUUAGGGAUAAUGAUUCCGUGUUCUCUGCCUUUCGUCCGCAAAACGGGUUUUUUCGAGUUAUUUUAUUGGACGCACUUCCUUCAUUAUCCAUUUUGGGCUUUGCUAAUCUUGCAUGGCCCUCACUUUUGGUAUUGGUUUGUUGGUCCUGGCACACUUUUUAUCAUCCUAGAAAAAUUACGUCGUCAAAGAAGGCGCAUGACGGGCAAGGGCAGAACAUUCAUCAACUACACACUCCUACUGCCGUCACGCGUCACUCAUCUAGUCUGCCGGAAACCCCCAAACUUCAGGUUUCAUCCAGGCGAUUAUGUCUAUCUUAACAUACCAGCAAUUGCCUCCUACGAAUGGCACCCUUUUACAAUUAGCAGUGCACCUGAACUUCCAGACGUUUUAUGGUUCCACAUCCGGGGUGUGGGCGGAUGGACAAAUAAGCUUUAUGAAUAUUUUAAACGGGAACAAAUCAAGCAAGAACAAUUUCAAUCAUCAACUAGACCAACCUUACCUUUUGUUUCUUCUUACUGUUCCGAGUUGCAGCCGAACAUGCAACCCAUAACGGAUGAGUCGUUCGAAAAUAGCGCUGAGCAAAAAUCUUCGCCCAAAUGUACGGGAACUCGUAUACCCUACAGUCCCCAAGUUUCAAUUCCACUGAGUGAAGUGAGCAUGAACGAGUCCGUUUUAGGAGCUCAGGCUGUCAGACAUACAGGAUACCGAUACAUGCGACACCCACCAGAAGUGAUCAAUUUACCGGUUCCGGACCCUCGUGAUACAGACCUUCUAAGUGCACCGUGGCAAAAGUGGAGCAAGAAAAAGAAUCCUCGUGAUUCUUUUAGCACGGAAACAUUGCGAUCUCGAAGAAAAAAGUCGGAGAGAAAAGUGGAAGAAAAUGGAAAUCCAUCUACUGAAGACUGUGCAUCGAAUGGAUUAGCAUCCAGGGGUAACGAUGUUCCAAACCCGUCGCAAACAACUGAGGGUGUAAGCAUUUACCAUCCGCUGGAGAUCACCAUUGACGGACCGUAUGGAACUCCCUCUAGUCACAUUUUCCGCGCCCAGCAUGCCGUUCUUAUCGCAGCUGGCAUCGGAGUGACUCCGUUUGCCAGUAUUCUGCAAUCCAUAAUGCACCGCUAUUAUGCCAGUUUACAGGUUUGCCCAAAUUGCCAAUAUUCAUGGGCAUCACGAAUGCCAGAUUCCAUAAUGAAUCUAAAAAAGGUUGAUUUUUUCUGGAUUAAUCGUGAUCAGCGAAGUUUUGAAUGGUUCGUUCACAUGCUCUCGCAAUUGGAAAUGGAACAAGCUGAAAUGGGCAGUGCUUUGGGCCGAUUCCUCGAUUUGCACAUGUACAUCACAAGCGCCCUGAAGAAGACUGAUCUAAAGGCUGUUGGACUCCAAAUGGCCCUCGAUUUGCUGCACGCUAAGGAAAAGCGUGAUCUCGUGACCGGUCUUAAGACUCGAACCAAUGCCGGCAGGCCGAACUGGGAUAAAGUAUUCCAAAAGCUAAUAGACGAAGAUAAAGGAAAUGUAACUGUUUUUUAUUGCGGCCCUCCUCAGUUGGCCAAAGAACUGAAAAAGAAAUGCAACAAGUUUGGCUUCAAUUUUCAUAAAGAAAUUUUUUAAUGUAACAUAUCUUAAUUUGUACAGUUUUAGCCGCAAUAUAAUCGCCAUCAAUA